CGAAGAGACGUCUGUGAUUUGGGAAAUCACAGAUGUCGCUUCCCUCCUUUCGCCAGACGUUGGCAAAAUUGCCAAAUAGUUUUUUUUUUUGUGAGUUGUGUGGGAUGUUGCAGCAUUCCCGCAUGAACACCUAGUUUGUGGCUUGGGUGGUCGCUGGGGAGAGGGGCCGCUGUUACGCGCCUUGGGUGUGUCAAUGUACGCAACGGAAGUCCGCUAUCCGGUGGCCGUACUGUGGGAACUCUAUAAAUCAGCGCCGCUAUUCAAGAGGAUGGGAAAAGUUGCUGCCGGGUCCGAGCGCGGUGUCCUGUUGCGUGAUCUCCCGCAGCUUUCCUCUGGAAUCCCACCGUCACUGACUGCUGACCAUCAGCGCUGAGCGCCACAGCCGCGCGCGCCGCGCCGUCUCCAGUCCGCGCCCGAGGAAAACAGCAGGAAUUAACGCUCGUUUUAUAGUUCAAGCCUUUUCUGCACCGGAGUCACCAGAAAUCAUGAACUAUACUCUUAUCUGCAUGCUUUGUGGAUUGUAUGCUGUACUUGCGAGAGAUAAGGAACAAAAGGGGAAGUACAGCGUUCCUGUCCUGAACGUGGAGACUCAGCAGCUGGUCCUGAACGCCAGCGACUCACUACUGCUCAGCUGCAGGGGCCGGUGGGAGGUUGCAUGGCUGUUCCCAUCAGGCCUUGCCAGCGACCAGGUGCAGGUGGAGGAGUUUCGCUGUGGGAGGACAAAGCGGCAGUACUGCAGCCGCGUGACAGUGAGCCACAGCCAGGCUCAGCACACAGGACGGUACCGCUGCCAGUACCGGCACCGACCCAUCAGACACGCCUCGGUUUAUGUCUACGUCGCAGACAGCCAGCAGCCCUUUGCAGUGGGCCCAGGCCGGAGCCCAGAUGUGCUGUGGAUGAAGGAGAGGCAGCCACUGGUCAUUCCCUGCAGGGUCACCCACCCCAGUGUGGUCACCACACUGGUCAAGUUCCCCAACCAGAGAAUGAAGCCGGACCACGUGAACAUCCUCUGGGACAGCAAGCAGGGCUUCACCAUCCGGACUCCCACCCUCAACUGCACUGGCUUCUACUUCUGCCAGAGCAUUAUUGAUGCUGUCACACACAACUCACAUAACUACUAUGUGCACAGAACAGUGACUGAGAUCAAACAAGUCAGCCUGAACAGCAGCGGAUCUGUGCGGGCCCUGAAGGGCGAGAGGCUGGUGCUGAACUGCACGGCCACGGCGGCGCUGAACACCAGAGUGAACAUCACCUGGGACUACCCCAAAAAGAAUAAGAACAUUGGCUCUAUUUCCAAGACACUCGUGAGGCACCCGACCCACUUGUUGUUCUACAGCAUUCUGAGCCUCCCGAGGCUCCAGCGUUCGGACCGAGGCCUCUACACCUGCCAAGUCUGCAGCGGCGACAACAGCAAACAGGCCAACGUCUCUGUUACCGUCUAUGACCGCCCGUUUAUUCGUUUGAAGCCCAGGCAUGGUUUGGUGAUGGAGGCGACGGCAGGAGAGAAAUCUUACAAAAUCACCCCUAAACUAAAAGCAUUUCCUGUCCCUCAAGUCGUCUGGUUGAAGGACGGCAAGGAUGCAGCGAAGCAAUGCUCCCGAUACCGCAUGGAGAACAGCUCCUUAGUCAUCCGGGAUGUUGCAGAGGAGGAUGCUGGGAAAUACACGGUCCUGGUACGAAUCCAGGAGCACGGCCUCUGUCAGAAUCUCACGUUCACACUUAAAGUCAAAGUGAGUCCUCAGAUAGGAGAAAAAGCAGCCUCCUUGCAAGACCCGGGCUCAGUUCCACGGGGGAGCAGACGAAGCCUGCACUGCACGUCCCAUGGAGUCCCUCCUCCACACAUCCAGUGGCGCUGGCAUCCCUGCUCAUCCAAUGGCCUGUGUGCGUGUCCGCCGUCCUCCCCGCUAUGGAGCCCGGUGACAGUGAGCGUCUCAGCCACAUCCACGCACAACCACAUCCUGAGUGUUACUCACCGACAGGAAGUUCUCCAGGGGAAGAACAAGACGGUGGGGGUCCUGACUGUGGCAGAGGCCGGCGUGUCUGGCGUCUAUCGCUGCGUCGCCUCCAACUCUGCAGGCACCGACCAGCUCGACGUCCACUUCUACGUCACAGACGUCCCAGGAGGCUUCAGCGUGAGCCAGCGGGAGGAGCCCAUCGAGGGCGCGGACCUCCGUCUCACCUGCGCCGCCAACAAGCACCUGUACGGCCAGAUGUCGUGGCAGCGGGUGAACGGCACGCGGGCCGGCCCGGCCCGGUGGCCUGCCCCCAGCGCCCAGCAGCUGCUAGCAGGGGAGUUCUCCAACUCCCUGGUGCUGUUGCUAAGCAACCUGACCACCGGAGACUCCGGGGCCUACCGAUGCUCCGCCCACCACCUCGUCACCAAGCAGGAGACACACCUGUACACACAUGUGGCGGUCACAGUUCUCAGGCCUCCGGUGCUGCUCGGUAAUUUGACGGACGCCACCGUCAACGUCAGCAGCUCCGUGACUCUCCGCUGUCCCUCCGACGGCGUCCCCGCCCCGAACGUCACGUGGUACAAAGACGAGCGCGCGCUGUCACCGGGCGCAGGUAUCGUCAUUUUACCGGACGCCGGGAGCCUCCAUAUUAACCGCAUCACCGCGGAGGACCAGGGGCUGUACACGUGCAAAGCCGCCAAUAAGAAGGGCUCUGCACAGAGCUCUGCCUACAUCUGGGUCAACGGCGUUCCAGAGGCUUCGUUUCUAGAAGUUCCCACUCUGACCUGCACCUGUGUGGUCGCAGCGCUCUUCUGGUUUUUGCUCACGCUCUUGAUACGUAAACUGAAACAGUCCAACACGUCACGCACCAAGCCGGAGUUCCUGUCCAUCAUUGUGGACACAGGCGACGGGCCUGUGGGGCAGCAGUGUGAGAGGCUGCACUAUGACCCCAGCCAGUGGGAGUUCCCUCGCGAGCGUCUCAAAUUAGGUAAACCCCUCGGCCGCGGUGCCUUUGGUAAAGUCAUGCAGGCAUCAGCGGUCGGUAUAAGCAACUCCACCAGCUGCAAGACGGUGGCUGUUAAGAUGCUGAAAGAGGGCGCCACCGUCAGCGAACACAAGGCUCUGAUGACUGAGCUGAAGAUCCUCAACCACAUUGGUCACCAUCUGAAUGUGGUGAACCUGCUGGGCGCCUGCACCAAGCCGGGAGGACCAUUGAUGGUAAUUGUGGAGUACUGUCGCUAUGGAAACCUCUCUAACUUCCUUAAAAGCAAGAGAGGGACGUUUCAGCACAACCAGUCAUUCAGAGGAAAGCAUGAGUGCCUGAGCAUGCAUGAUAGCCAGAGCCUCAUUACAGCAAACCUGAAGGAAGAGAAAGAGAAAGGCCUUCAUCCCAGCUCUGCUUCUAAUCCCACGUUGUUCCUGGAGGAUCUCAUUUCCUUCAGCUUUCAGGUGGCACGAGGAAUGGAGUUCCUGGCCUCGCGCAAGUGUAUUCACAGAGAUCUGGCAGCCAGAAACGUUCUGCUAUCUGACAAUAAAGUGGUGAAGAUCUGUGACUUCGGCCUGGCCAGAGACAUCUACAAGGAUCCGGAUUACGUCCGCAAAGGAGAUGCCCGCCUCCCUCUCAAGUGGAUGUCCCCCGAGUCCAUCUUUGACAAGGUGUUCACCACCCAGAGCGACGUGUGGUCCUACGGCAUUCUGCUGUGGGAGAUCUUCUCUUUGGGAGCUUCUCCGUACCCUGGCCUUCAGAUAGAUGAGGAGUUCUGCCACAGACUGAAGGGAGGGACGAGGAUGCGAGCACCAGAUUACAGCACUCCUGAGAUUUACAGCACAAUGCUGGCGUGCUGGGAGUCCAGCCCCUCGGACCGGCCCACCUUCACCAACCUGGUGGAGACGCUGGGAGACCUCCUGCAGGCCAGAGUCAAGCAGGAUGGGAAACAUUAUGUUCCUCUGGGAUCGUUCUUGGGCAGAGACGCCUUCAAAGAAAACCCGCUUGCAGUCACAAACUUCAGUUACAUGAGAGGAAUGGCUCCACUCCAGACGUUUGAGGAAGUGGCCUGGGAGGAAGCAGACAAUCGUGAUGAUGAGCAGAGUGACAGUGGCAUGGUCCUGCAGUCUGAGGAAAUGGAACACGUGGCCUGGAAAAACGGCAACAAGAGCAAGAAACUUAGCAGGUUCUUUGCUUUUAGGUGCCAGGACAACCAGGGGCCCCUUGUGUGCAGGGAUGACGAUCCGUCCAUCCUGCCUUGUGACUGGGAGUCUGACGAGGGCUCGCCUCCUCCAGAUUACAACUCUGCCUUCCUCUAUCCCUCCCUCUAGCACCUGCUCCUCUCCUUCUAUCACAGCUUCGCACAUGGUAAAUAGUAUUUACCUGCUUGCAUUUCUUAACCAUUCAAAAUAUAUUAUUUUUUUUACUGCUGCUUGGAUCCCCUACCUCAAUAUAAGAACUGAAUUUAGUUGACACUUAUGCAACACUUACAACAAAGCUUCUCUACAGUUAUUAGGGUUUAUCUCAUUUCCACAGAGCAGCUAAGUAUUACCUGACAGUACUUAUUCCAUGCAGUUAUGCAGAAUGUAUUUACCAACCUAUUGGAGGUUAUUAUACUGGUACCUCAUGCUUUGAGCUUUGUAAAGAAGGACACUGCUGUAGCUAUGAACUAACUGUUCCUCCUUCACUGUCACUAUAUGCUGGAAGAAAAGUUAAUACUCACUGAAUUAUAGGAGGUGUUAAACAGAAUGGAUCUAUUUAUAUGGUCAAUGAGUUUCUUUCCUUGAAUUCCAAUGUUAAAUUCAUUAAAACUGAGUUCAGAUUGUGCCGAAGUGUUACCAAGAUCACGAACACUUCUAAACAUAAGUCCUUGAGCCUGCAAGACCAUAAGGUUGAACAGAUGCAAGUAAUCAGAUCAGUGUGUUGAUUCCUAUAUGAAAGAUACUUUGUACUUUGUAAACCAUUAAUGUUUGAACAUUUCAAUAUGAAAUGAACAAACCCACCUACACACAUCUAAAGUGGAUCACAUCUAAAUUAAACCUCACUUUUUGUGAUCAGUGACAGAAGAAUGUAUAUAUGUAGCAAAAUGUAACUCAUGAACAUUAAUGUUCUUCUGCCAAGAUGUAAAUAAACUGGUUGUUACUACUAGUAAACAACAUCAUCAGU
Messenger RNA from Betta splendens (Siamese fighting fish), 5106 nucleotides. It is a transcript of the gene flt1, whose product is annotated as fms related receptor tyrosine kinase 1. Gene Ontology annotation, biological process: positive regulation of kinase activity; protein phosphorylation; vascular endothelial growth factor receptor signaling pathway. Gene Ontology annotation, molecular function: ATP binding; vascular endothelial growth factor receptor activity. Gene Ontology annotation, cellular component: signaling receptor complex; plasma membrane. The record is from RefSeq and is a predicted model, not a curated record. The coding region runs from base 486 to 4271 and encodes 1261 amino acids. NCBI's taxonomy places the organism in Eukaryota, Metazoa, Chordata, Actinopteri, Anabantiformes, Osphronemidae. The transcript is spliced from 30 exons.